Molecule: messenger RNA, 2256 nt
Organism: Chaetomium strumarium
Lineage: Eukaryota; Fungi; Ascomycota; Sordariomycetes; Sordariales; Chaetomiaceae
Exons: 4
Coding region: 1-2256 (751 amino acids)
Biological process (GO): actin cytoskeleton organization
Molecular function (GO): actin binding
Source: RefSeq, a predicted model, not a curated record
AUGCUGCAGUCAGCCCCGGUUCAGUCAACUACGCAAUACACGUCCGGUUCCCAGAGGAAUAGCAUCCAUGGCUUGCCGACGACGGUCACUGCACCCGUGGUGUACCAUGGCGGUUCCAAUUCCGGCCAACAGUAUACCUUGAGAGGUAUGCCCGGUCAUGCUCCAGCAACACAAUGGCAGCACCCGAGGACGCACCGAACAUCCUCUUCGCCAGCUGUUCCCAGCAUCCAGACCCUAGAUUACCUACAGCCUGCUGUGGCACGCUCCCGCUACACGGCUAGUGCGUCCAUGACCAACCUGCCCAGCACUGCAAACAGCGGCUUGCAUCUGGGCACCCGCGACGACUCGGCUUUGCCAGUCCCUGGCAGCAGGAGAACCUCAACGGUACCCCGUUCGCAGGGAAGCAAUGGAGCGUCGACGCAGUCCUCACUUGCGCCAGCAGCUCCUAUACGGGCGACGCCCGAGCGGUAUAGGCGAUCAGCUUUGCGAACGGCUGAUACGGCAGGUGCGGCAACACCCGCCGGCUCCCAAUUACGGCCUUCGCAUUCGGCGCUGCUGAAUAGGCCCAAUAGUUUCGUUGGCGCCGUAUCUGGAUCUGCGAUUGACGAUAUGGGAGUGGCGCCGAUCCCACCCCAGGACGAAAUCAAGAGGGUUCGCAGGCGCAGCAUGCCUGCAUUGGAUUCUCCCGGUUUUUCCAUGCACCUAACCCCGCACGAUCUCAAGCAGCCGGCAGAAUCAAAUCGGCCCAAGAGUGCUGAUAGGGAUAACAAGCCCGUCAAAACGGGCCCGGCGGCCGACAAAAACAGCAACGAUGGGCAGACCGGAAGCCCAAGGCCAAGUUUUCCGUCCUCGUCUUCGACAAACCGCAACGGCAACUUAUCUGACCCCGCGAAGCCCACCGCCUCCCCUGACCAGAAAGCCAGCACCAAUCCGGAUUCUGCAAGGCCUGUCGAUAUUCCUCCACGAAGCUCCUCAACCGAUGCUCCGAAUGGGAAACGAGCCCCAAAUUCAUCGCCGCUUUCGAACCCGGUCCCUAUGGAUUCGGAGGGAGGAACCGGCCAGUCUUCGGACGCCCCUCGAUCCGCGACUCAGGAGAUCGCAUCUACGCCUCGCUAUGAAAGCCCCGCUGUUAAGCAACUAACUGCGAUUAACCAGAAGGGGGGCAAGGCCAAAAGCAAAACGUCACGGCUUCGUCGAGCUUUCUCAUUUGGUAGUGCCGCGGAGUUCAGGAAGGCUGUGCAUGACAGUGAGACCGCGGAUAAUAGCAAAGGGAAACUUCACAAGGAGCGGGAUGCCGAUGACGAGCUUGAUGAGGAACAGGCGCGGAUCGCUCAGCAACAGGAGGCUGCUGGGAUUGGCAGCAACAUCUACGGGGCCAGGUUCUUCUCCGGCUCAACCGACAAUCUUUCUAUUUCGUCUACAGCUUCGUCGGCUUCGAUUAUGAUCCGGAAGAUGGGCCGCGGGAUGAAAAAGGGCACUAGGUCCCUCGUUGGAUUAUUCCGGCCAAAGUCGAUCGUCGGCACUCCAGCGGCUGAAACGACUCACCCCGAGACGACACAAGCAGCGGUGUCCAUGAUCACCGUUGAGGCGGAGCGGGAACGCGUUAACGUGAACCCCGAACCUCGGGCCCCUGGGGGAGGUACCGGGUUUCCCCGCCUGGAGCGAAAUUCCAUUGACGCAGCCAAAGUACCAGCGGCUGAACCGGAGCGUGUGGGAAGUUCGGGAACCGAUAGCACCACGGCGAGAAAGAGCAUUGUAGGCGGCGAGAAGGAACGGGCAGAGGUGCUAGCUGCUGUUAGGAAGGGGAUCUUGAAGAAGCGCAAUGGCUCUCAAAGCCCAUCACCUCGGCCCUCUGAAACCAAGGGCUCCCCUUUCGAUCUACCCAGCGUGCCGUCCGCCACAGACUCGCCUAGCUCUAGCGCGCCUAGUACUCCCAAUGAAGAUUCCCAGGGACAGAGGAGGACUGGCACGGUCGCGAUCGGGAGCGAGGACUAUUUUGUCUCUGCUCUGCGGCUCCGCCAGGACUCGAAGUCGCCCGGCACUCCACAGGGUACGAAGCGCUCUGCGACGUUCAGUCCCCGGAUUGUCUUUUUCGAAACCUGGCCAAGUCAGGAGUAUGACCGUCGGGGCGAGAUUGCUACGUGCAACCGCUUGACACCAAUGCUGGCUCAGCAGAUCAAGGAGGAGCUAAACAGCUUCAAAAUGGCAAGUAUGGAAGUCCACGAGAACUCGAAAAUCUACACGCACUUCUUCUGA